UUCCUUUCACUUUUUGUUGUAGAGAUUCAACACGUUUGCGUUUCGUGAUUUGUGUGCAUUUAGAGGUUUGACGUGCUGAAAUGAAUGAAAAUAAUAUUAGCGAGGGUCAUGAAGCUGAAGAGUAUGUCGGACUUGCUGAUUUUGUGGCUGAAGGAGAUGAGCAGCUUAGUUUCUCAGUUGGCGAUAAACUGCUGGUCCAUGAGAGGAGUUCAGACGUGUGGUGGUGGGCUGAACUGCAGGGUAUCUUUGGUUAUGUCCCAUCCAGCUAUUUGCACAAAAGAGUAGAUGUUGAAGAUGCUUGGCAAGAUGACGAAUACUUUGGCGAUUAUGGGACAUUAAGGCUUCACCUGGAGAUGCUGUCAGAUAAACCCCGCACAGAUACAUACAGGCAGGUGAUCCUGAGUAAUAGCGCCUCCCUGAGGGGGAAGGUGGUCAUGGACUUGGGCUGUGGGACAGGCGUUAUCAGCCUCUUCUGUGCUCUUCUAGCACAACCUGCAGCGGUAUAUGCUGUGGAGGCCAGCUCAAUGGCAGAACACACUGAGGAACUAGUGAGGCAGAAUGGCUGUGAGGAAGUUGUGACCGUCUUUCAGGACCGAGCUGAGAAUCUCACUCUUCCUGGGAAAGUGGAUGUUCUAGUGUCAGAGUGGAUGGGCAACUGCCUACUGUUUGAGUACAUGUUGGAGUCAGUGUUGCUGGCACGUGAUCGCUGGCUGAAGGAGGGUGGAAUGAUGUGGCCAUCCUCUGCCUGUCUGACCGUCGUUCCUUGCCAGGCCUUCUCUGACUACAGGCAAAAAAUGGAGUUCUGGGAGAAACCCUAUGGCCUAGACUUCAGCUACCUACAGUCACUUGCACAGAAAGAGUUUCUCUCCAAGCCUAAAUUCAGCCAUCAUCUCCUAACUGAGGACUGUUUGUCCAGCCCAGCUGAUGUUAUCACUCUUGAUAUGGUCACAAUACAGGUCUCAGACUUAGAGACCCUCAAAGGAGAGUUUAGUUUCACUGUUGAGAAGUCAGGCAUGUUCCAUGGUUUCACUGUCUGGUUCAGUGCACAUUUUCAGAGUUUAGAAGAGGAUGGACCAUCACUGGAAUUGAACACCGGACCAUAUUCAGAGAUAACUCACUGGAAACAGACUCUUUUCAUGUUGGAUGCCCCAGUGACAGUCGAGGAAGGGGACGUUAUAGUGGGGUCCAUACGUCUGCAGAGAAAUCCAAUCUGGAGACGUCACAUGUCAGUCACAUUUUCAUGGAACAUAAACAGCACAGAAGUUUCUAAGGUGAGUAUCUACAUGUAUCAUUGCUUGAUCUCCUUCAAAUCAAUCAUAUUCUUUGUUUUCCAGUUGUUUUGCUUCAAUGUGCUUUGCUUUAUUCAUCACCUUACAAGUAGGCUUUUACCUUGUGUGCAUUAAGAAAUCUCAAUGUAAUACCAACGUGAACAUUUGAAGCAUCAUUUCACAUUCUGAAUAUUUUUGCAGGUCCAGACAAAGUGUUUUCCAAUGUGGAGGUGACCGUAAGACACAUCCAUGUGCUUUAAACAGAACCUAGUCUUUCUUUUUGCUGUUAUGCAAACAGCAGUAAAACAUGACACUACAAAUCGUGACCUCAUAAAAGCCUAUAUAAAAUGGAUUUUCAGGCUUCGUUUAGCUAGAUAAAACUGACAUGGUUAAAGUAAAAUUCACUAGAUUUUGUUAACAGACCUAAAAAUCUAUGAAUCCAACACAACUUAUUAAAAAUUCCAGAAAACAUGGCUUAUGUUGCAAGUAAU
Rhinichthys klamathensis goyatoka is the source of this 1759-nucleotide messenger RNA. RefSeq names its product protein arginine methyltransferase 2 (gene prmt2). Gene Ontology annotation, biological process: peptidyl-arginine methylation. The record is from RefSeq and is a predicted model, not a curated record. Gene Ontology annotation, molecular function: protein binding; protein-arginine N-methyltransferase activity. Gene Ontology annotation, cellular component: nucleus. The transcript has 8 exons. The coding region runs from base 81 to 1403 and encodes 440 amino acids. NCBI's taxonomy places the organism in Eukaryota, Metazoa, Chordata, Actinopteri, Cypriniformes, Leuciscidae.